Menidia menidia (Atlantic silverside) is the source of this 3318-nucleotide messenger RNA. Lineage: Eukaryota; Metazoa; Chordata; Actinopteri; Atheriniformes; Atherinopsidae. The record is from the annotation of a GenBank genome assembly.
AUGGACAACUGUGAUUUGGAAAAGCUCUCUGUUUCUGCUGGGAAGCUCCAACCAGCCUUCUCACCUGGAGUUACAGACUACAAAGUGUCAGUGGAGAGUAGUGUCCACACAGUGACACUGGACGUGCUGACCAGUGACUGCGGAGCAUCAUACAGCUUUCUCUCUGGUGACCGUUCCAGCACGGUUAAGCUGAAAGAUGGGUUGAACAGAGUGGAAAUUGAGGUGGUAGCCGAGGAUGGCACAGUGAAGAAAUACACCGUUGACAUAUCCAAACUGUCAGCAAAGAUUGCAGAGCUUAGUGAUCUGGGUUUGGAAGGAGAUAUUCCACUUUAUCCACCAUUCACUGCCAAAGCCUUCGAAUACAGCUGUGUCGUUCCCUUUUACCUUCAAGCUGUGACGCUAACUCCCAAGGUACCAGACAGACUGAUAAAGGUCACCGUAAACGGUGGGAGCAGCUCAGAACCAGUCCCACUGAAUUUUGGAGACACUGUGGUGGAGGUCUCGGUCUGUUCAGCAGAUGGCACCAUUUCACAGGUGUACACAGUGCUGGUGACUCGAGAGCUGGUUCCCAUGGUUGUGACCUUCACUGAUGGGAAGCAGCAGCUGGACUACGAAUGUCCUGUGUCCUUGAAUGCUUUUUACAGGCCGGUGUCUGUCAACCACAGUGACCCAAAGAGCAUCUUCUCCAGGCCGUAUAUUGAGAUGCUGGCACGAAGAUCAAAAGUGGACCCGCUCAGCGAUUGUCCUCUGGGAGACGGCUGGAAGGUCCCUGAACUGGACCUUGACAAGAGGAUGUCGGCUUCUUCGGUCAUGUGCGUCUUCAAUUACAGAGGGUGCGACAGAGUGAUGGAACUAUCAGAGCUGGGGCCACACUCUCUGGACUGUCCACACAAACCCACGGGGGACCUCGAUGCAAAGGAUGUAACAGAAACAGAUUGGUAUAAGGAACACUUUGCUUCAUCGACCUGUUUGGAGAUAGAGACGCAUCACGUUUCUGAGAUGCGUAGCUGGGAGAAAAGACUGCAAAUCACAGCUGAAGAAGACAACGUGGACAAACUGCGAGCAAUGGCCGACGAGCAUCUGCAACACUACAGGAAGCGCCUCCCAAAACCAGGGGGCCACCUGCAGUACGAGGAGGGGGAUUCUCCUCUGCAGAGCCUGGAGCAGGCUGCUGUUUACUAUGCAUCGGCAAUCCGACUCAGCUCCAAAGAGGCCAGACUCCACUUUCUGCUCGGCCUUGUUCUGGAGGAGCAGCACUACGCCACAGAGAUGUACGGCCUCCAGAAAAAGGCUGACAAGGGAAGAGAGGAGGUGAGCGAGGCCAAGUCCACAGCCCUUCAGGACGACAUCCUGGCGGUGUGCAAACUGCACGGUUUCCUGGGCACACCCACAGUGGAGAACCAGCUGCAGGCCUUGGAUAAAGAGUUCCACCAGCUCAAAGAGCAGGGGCAGUCCAGCAAAGCCGACUAUGUCCAGACACUCUACCUCUGGCUGUCCAAGAAAAGCGGCAAGGAUGGCAAUGCAAUGAUGCGGGACGAGGAGAGCUGCAUCCGCCGCGCCCUCAUGAAGUACCUGGACGCCUGGUCCCUGAGUCCGGACAGCUGGGAGUUCAGCCUCCACGUGGGGCGGCUUUUGCUGCUUCAGGGGAGGAGCCGGGAGGCUCUGCAGCACCUUCAGAGCGGCCUGGCGCUCCGGCCCUCCCACCCUGCUCUCAGAUUCUUCACAGGGCUGGCUCUGCUGCAGCAGGAGCAGAAGCCCUCUGAGAGCAGCCAGAGGCAGGCGGCGCUGUUCUUACACCAGGGCCUGGAGCACUUCCUCAGCCAGCGCUACAGCAAAUGCUGGGUGGAGCCGGAUCCGACGGACCCCCUGUCCGGCCUCAGCACCCAGUUCCUGCGGGGCCUUCUGACUCUGGGCCGGCUGCAGCAGAGGAGAGCCCUGUCCGGGAACGCCAUGGCCGCUGAGCAGGUGGACCGCUUCGUGGCGGCGCUGAGCGCCCAGAGCGUGAGUCGCUGCGCGUGUGUCGGGGAGGUGAGCCGGCAGCUGGAGUGGGUGCUGCUGGACGCUCACUUCACCCUGCUGCAGCGGCUGACCCAGCCGGGCGGCGCCCAGGCACAGGCCCCCGGCCCCAGGCAGGCCCUGGUGGCCAAGAGGUGCCGGGCCCUCACGGCGCUCAUACGCCUCACCACCAUCGGCCCCUGCCAGGAGCUGCUGGACGUGCAGGAGAGGGCCUGCCAGCUGGCGGUGGUGACCAAUCCCCGGGACAGCCACUUUCUGUGCCUGCUCGGUCUGGCCCAGCUCGCCCAAUAUGACAGCAGCCCAAACUCGGACGGGGCCGGCGGGGCGCUGGACAGCGCCUGCCUCAGCUUCCAGGCCAGCAUGGAGCUGGAGGACCAGCCGCAGAGCGGAGAAGCACCCGAGCAGCUGAGAAAGCAAAGCUGGUGGCGGGACCGGCUGGAGGCUGAAAACAAGAAAGCCCCGGCUCAGCCCGGCGCAAGGCCAGCCCAAGCGAAGGCGCCCGGUGACAACAGCGUGGCAAAGAGAGGGGCCAAGGCGGGCAGGGGAGGGCCCAGCCAGAGGCCAGUGGCGGGGAGCAAGAGCCAGACUCCUACCAGCACAGCUCCUGCCCGGGGGGGGAAGGCUGCUCAGCCUCCAGCCAAAACGCCUGCCCUCAGAGGGAGAGCUGGAGCAGCUUCCAAGCCAGAUAGAUCAUCUGGGUCUCCCAACGGCGGUGCUAAACCCAAGCUCCCCGCCAGCAAGUCUAAACAAGACUGUUCCCCUUCGACCGGCGGGAGUGCAGAAGAGCCCGCGGCGGCGGCCGGCCUCGCCGGGCCGGGCCCGCUGAACCGCCCGUCCCACGCCCCCCGCCUGGGUCUGGCCCGGGCCCUCUCACGCUCCGCGGACAAACACCCCCGGGCCCAGCAGCUCUACCGGGAGGUCAUCUCCAUGGCACCAGGGAUCCACGACGCCUACAUCGAGCUGGUGCAGCUUCUGGAGCCGUCGGAGCCCGAGGCCGCCGUAGACGUGUACUGCCGGUUCCCCCUGAAGCCGGCGGCCGAGCAGAGCUUCGACGACGCCUUCAUCACUGGGGAGAUAGUCCGGAUGCUGAUGUCCCAGGAGCAGUACGACCACCCUCAGCUGGGCCCCAGCCUGGUGGCGCACGGCAAAGUCAUGGGCCUAAGCUGCAUUGAGAAAUACAUCGAUAUUUUGGAUGGAAAGUCAAAGACCAAGCUGGUGAAAAGCGUCUACGCCAGAAUCCACGACAGGCAUGAGGAUGACCCAGAGCUACAGGACUUCUUCAGGUUCAAAUGCUGGAUAUGA